Xenopus laevis (African clawed frog) is the source of this 2181-nucleotide messenger RNA. RefSeq lists its product as uncharacterized. Bases 71 to 1369 code for a protein of 432 amino acids. NCBI's taxonomy places the organism in Eukaryota, Metazoa, Chordata, Amphibia, Anura, Pipidae. The record is from RefSeq and is a predicted model, not a curated record. The transcript is spliced from 5 exons.
ACAGUUUGUCUGUGCUAGUGACCAGAGCGAGCUGCUCAACAUAGACCGGUGUAGACCAGUGUUCCAUACUAUGGAGGGUACCUGCCCACCUGAGAAUUCUGGAUCAAUGGAGCUACUGACCAACAAGUCCUUGAUGUCCGAUAAACUUUUAAAUCUGGCCAGUCCAAAACCAUCAGCAGCCUGGAUCUGUAGACAGGUGCGAGUCAACAUACCUUCAGUUGGCUUUAUCUGGUACAUAUCUAUAUGUUGGCUCCUUCAUAUCUACUUGGAAUACAUGUGUAUUAGGGAGAUGAACAACUCCCAGGACAUAACCUUUAUUUCAGCCAUUCAGUUGUUGUUAGCUUUCUCCCUGGUGGCAAUGCUUUUAUUCACCCUCUCUGCAGUCCUCUCAGCACCACAUACUCCAGUAACUGAGCAUAAAUAUCAGAAACAAUCAUCUUUGAGGCUUCUUAUCUCAGCUCUAAAAUGCCAGAUCUACCCCCUGCAAGCAUUGGCAGCCUUACUUCUGAUCAACAGCUACCUCCUGCUACAGCUCAGUGAAUCGUUAGUCAAACCUAUGAGCGCUGCAGGAAAUAAUGGCACUGCUGAUGUUGAGGGGUUUGGAAUGAAUACAAGCAACUCUAAAACCAGUAACUGGGUGAUGCUCCCCUCUGUUUUACCAGGAGAUAGCUUCACAUACCUGCUGUACUGCAUUCCUGUUGUUGUGCCUAUGACUGUGCAUUCUGUGCAACAGUCUGAUGUGGUGUGGAAAACAGAAAAACUCUGGGGCUUCUUCUAUUCUGUCAUACUAUUGUUGAUAGGUAUCAAAUAUUUGUCUUCCUCAUUCAUCUUCUACAUUGUCAGCCUACUGGUCACUCCUUUCCCACAAACGCUUCUGUUUAAAGGUUUCCCAGUGUGGAUUCCAGUUGUCUACAUUAUGUCGGUUUUCACUCUAUUUCUGUACUCGAUUUUGCUGAAGAUCUAUGUAGAAGUUAGCUGUAGAAUACCAUCAUCUGGUGUCCCAGCAUCAUAUUUAACUAUGAGAAAGAAAACAAAGUCAUAUCCUUCUCCACUUGGAAUUAUUUUUACAACGUUGCUCAUAGUGGUCUGUGAAAUCUUACCUAUGCUGAAGAUAUAUUUGCUACUUUCCAAGAAAACAGAGCUCUUUAUAUUGUUCCUGUUUUCUUUCAAUGGUGCCUUCUACUUGGCGUGUCUCUCUGUAUUAGUCAUGGUUACAGUAAGAAAGUGCCUUAGUAAUAAAGCCAAAGCAAAGCCAAGGAAGGUGGGAAGUGGAGUUUGCCUGGCAGACUCAUUUGUGUACCAGUGCAGUCCAAAUGCCGCCAAAGUCAAGUACUCACAUGCAAAAAGUGUAGAAAACAUUUCACAUUAGUGAAACAAUAAACAGAAGUGGCUGCUUUCGUAUCUCGAAAAUGCUGGAGACUUUCACACCAAGGUAAAUGGGUUGGUGUGAUAUAUAAAUGCAAACCCUUACCUUGAACUUGGAUCCCAUCUUAAGGCAAUUUUACAUGUUGGCUCUGUCACGUGCAAGGAACAUUUAAGACUGCAGUAUCACCAAUAGCAAGUGAUAUCUUUUCAAAAGUAGAGCAUAGAUGGACUUACUGUGGAUGAGAUGUAGGGAAUAAGACAGCGAAUGUAAAGGGAGUAACUUGCUAAAUAUAAACUAUUAAACAGAUUUUGUGUAUAUAACCUCGUGGGAUUAACCUGAAGAAUUUCUUUUAUUUAAUAAUCUUGUAGAUGGAAGUAAACGAUAAAAGGCCUUCUUGUCUUACAAGCUUCUUAGGUCAAAACCUGGGCCUCCUCACAUUACACAUUAAACAGUUUUUAUACAUAGUGGCACUUUUAGUAUGUGAUGAAGUAAUGGCAACUACUUAAUAUGUAAGAGCAAGGAUUUUACUCAGGCCUUAUUUUAUUUACAGAUAGAUAUGCAUUUCUGUAUUCAUUAGAGGUAUAUAACCUUGCUGCAUGAAUAAGCCCAAUAACAAAUACAACAAACCGACUAUGAUAUAUGAUGAGAUGGUCACAGAAUGGGCAACAUGGCAUAUCAUAGUGGUCAAAUCCAUGCUUGUAAAGGAGCUGGGGAAAGAAACAUUUUUGAGCAAUGCCUAUUUCUUUAACUCCUCAUUUAUUUUCUGUCAUGGUAUUAUUUAUAACUUCCAUACAUUUUUUAAUAAAACUCUGAAA